AAGUAGUUUCAAUGAACCGGAAGUAAUAUGUUUGACAGGCUCGAGUAAUGCCGUACUAAUGAUCUCUGACUGGAUUAUCUUUUCAUGUUUAAUUGUUUUCUGUUAGGAUUCAUGCAUACGUUUGCAGACCGGUUAUAAGCUGUAGUACACAACUGUGAUAUGGCUGAAUACAGUUUAGACAAGAGCGCAUAAAAAAACCCCAAGACCCGCGUACGCCCAUGUUAUGGGAAAGAAAACGAGAUCGAGCUGGUGGAGUAUCAGUAAUGUCAGACUGAAGCGCGGCUUUUGAAGCUGAGCUAUUACAAAUAACGAAGUCCUCCUAGGUGUAGGCAUGCCUGGGAAGCUGAAGGCCAAAAUUGUGGCAGGGCGCCACUUACCUGUCAUGGACAGGGCCAGCGAUCUGACGGAUGCUUUUGUUGAGGUGAAAUUUGGGAAUACAACUUUCAAAACUGACGUGUGCCCCAAGUCCCUGAACCCCCAGUGGAACUCUGAGUGGUUUAAAUUUGAGGUGGACGAUGAGGAUUUGCAGGACGAGCCAUUGCAGAUUACUGUGUUGGACCAUGACACCUACAGUGCCAAUGAUGCUAUAGGCAAGGUCUAUAUUGACAUAGAUCCCCUCUUAUCAUGUGAAGCUGCUACAGUCAUCUCUGGCUGGUUUCCCAUCUAUGACACAAUUCAUGGUAUUCGUGGGGAAAUCAAUGUUCUUGUGAAGGUGGACCUCUUCAACGAUUUAAAUCGCUUCAGACAAUCUUCCUGUGGAGUUAAAUUCUUUUGCACUACAUCCAUCCCGAAGUGUUACCGGGUGGUGAUGGUGCAUGGGUUUGUGGAGGAGCUGGUGGUGAACGAAGACCCAGAGUACCAGUGGAUCGACCGCAUUCGGACCCCUCGGGCGUCCAACGAAGCUCGCCAGAGGCUCAUCUCACUGAUGUCUGGCGAGCUCCAGCGGAAGAUUGGCCUGAAAGUGCUGGAGAUGGGAGGCAACGCGGUGCUGGGCUACCUGCAGUGCUUUGACCUGGAGGGGGAGUCUGGCCUGGUUGUGCGAGCCAUCGGGACGGCCUGCACACUGGAUAAACUAAGUAGCCUCCCUACAGCUGUCCUACCUGCAUGCAAUUCCCCAUCCAGAGAAAUGAAAGAGCCUCCCUUCAGUGAAGACCCCAACCCCAAUAUUCAUUCAUCCGGACCCUCCACCCCACUGAAAAACCAAACCUAUUCCUUUUCACCCUCCAAGUCCUACAGCCGACAAUCUUCCUCUUCUGACACAGAUUUGAGUUUGACACCUAAAACUGCAGCGGGGGCAGCAUCAUGGCGUGUGGGGCCCAGGGUCUCCCUGUGUCCUAGCUUCCCCGCCCUCUCUUCCGAGCCCCUGUCCAUACCAAACACUUUCUACCUCCCCCUGAGGCCCCGGGCCGGCCACGGCUCCGCGACUCCUCCGCCUCCUCCUCCGCCUGUCUCGGCCCAGUCAAACUCCACCAUGCUGAGAAAAAGCGUGUCCUUCAGUGAGGACUUGCUACUGGCGGCCUUCGGAAUGGGCAGCGGGGGCAGUGCUGGGAAGGACGGCGGCCCGCUGAAAACCCUGCUGAGGCAGCAGACGCAGUCGGCGCUGGAGCAGCGGGAGUUCCCGUUUUUCACCCUCACCUGCUUCCCUCCUGGCUUCCUGAUCCACGUUGGGGGUGUGGUCAGCGCACGGUCAGUCAAGCUUCUGGAUCGUAUCCACAACCCCGCCUUGGGUAACACAAGAUCAUACAAACUGCUAGACUGGAAUAGUUUCACUGCAGACGAGCCAGAGACCCGAGACGCCUGGUGGGAGGAGAUUCGGCAGGAGAUCAAGUCUCACGCCAAAGCGCUGGGCUGCCACGCCGUGGUGGGCUACAGCGAAUCCACCAGCAUCUGCGAGGAGGUGUGCAUCCUGUCCGCGUCGGGCACCGCAGCGAUCCUCAACCCCAAGUUCAUGCAGGAGGGCUGCCUGGACAGCUACAGCGAACACAGCAGGUUGGAGGAUCCGGCGCCCCCUAGCUGUGGCUUCUGUCACAUUCCCUACGACGAGCUCAACAUGCCCUUCCCAGCUCACCUCACGUACUGCUACAACUGUCGCCGGCAGAAGGUGCCGGAUGUGCUCUUCACCACCAUAGACCUGCCGGUGGAGGCGACGGUGAUGGGCAAGGGCAGCCUCAUCCAGGCCAGGCUGUGCCGGCUGAAGAAGAAGGCCCAGGGAGAGGUGAACGCCACGGCCAUCAGCAACCUGCUGCCCUUCAUGGAGUAUGAGCUGCACACCCAGCUGAUGAACAAGCUGAAGCUGCGUAGCAUGAACGCCCUGUUCGGGCUGCGCGUGCAGAUCAGCGUGGGCGAGAACAUGCUGGUGGGGCUGGCGUCUGCCACAGGGGUAUACCUGAUGGCCCUGCCCGCUCCGGGGGGCAUCCAGAUCGCAGGAAAGACGCCCAGCGACAUCACCUACGAGCAGCAUAUCUCCAACAUGCAGAAGAAGAUCAACGACACCAUCUCCAAAAACAAGGACCUCUAUGAGGUCCACCCGCAGGAGAUCAUCGAGGAGGUGAUUGGGUCGCCUAUUCCAGAGUCCCGGCAGCGUUCCCGACUUUUCCGGUCACACUCGGAAAGCUCGGAUGAGGUGUCGGAGCUUGACUUGUCACACGGAAAGAAGGAUGCCUUUGUCCUUGAAAUUGACGACACAGACGCCGUGGAGGACAUCCACUCCCUCCUCACUGAUGCGCCUAUGCCAUCAGGCUUUUAUAGCUGUAAUACGGAGAUUAUGCCUGGGAUUUACAACUGGACAUCAAGUUUACAGAUGUUCACUUCGGUACGCGUAUUCCGGCUCAACAACGUUAACCUGACCAACCAAGGACUUAACAAGAUUUUUAAUGACCUCUGUGAGAAUCUGCUCAAGAGUCUGUACUUCAAGCUGCGCUCCAUGGUUCCCUGCUGCCUUUGCCAUUUGAACUUCGCUGUGGCCGUACCAGAGGAGGAGCUCAUUCAGGUGGCCGUCACUGCUGUUGCCAUGACUUUUGACAAGGAGCAGGCUCAAGAAAACUUCAAAGCAAAUAUGGAGAAGGCAAUCAUGAAAGUGAUAUCAGAGAAUGAGGAACAGCUUCAGUUCCCACUGGAGCUGUGCACAGAGACUCCAGCUCCACAGCCCUUCUCCCCCAGCAAAGGCACAGGGCACCAAGAUGGCGGCGGCAUCCACACCUCUGCCAGAGCCACCUCAGUUGAUUACAGUUCCUUUGCAGACAGAUGCAGCACCUGGAUAGAGCUCAUUAAACUGAAAGCUCAGGCCAUAAGACGUGGAUCAAUUAAGACAACAGCCUCCCAGGAGAAAGGCAGCCCACUACCAGAGGGGCGUUCACGGUCCCUACGCUGUAUGCGCCCAUUCCCCAGCAGCACGGUCUCUGUGGUCAAAAUGACCCCGCUUUCCUUCCUCCCGGGCACUCGAAUCAUCAAGUACCUGGGCAUCAUCAACAUGUUCUUCAUCCGGGAAACCACGUCACUGCGGGAGGAAGGGGGGGUCAGUGGCUUCCUGCACUGUUUCAUCGCUGAGGUGUUUGCCAUGGUGCGGGCUCAUGUAGCGGCCCUGGGGGGGAAUGCCGUGGUGUCCUACAGCAUGAAGGAGUGCGUCUUCAUGGAGAACCCCAACAAGAACCAGGCUCAGUGCCUUAUCAACGUGAGCGGCGACGCUGUCAUCUUUGUGCGGGAGUCGGAGGCGGAGGCCACAGCUGCUGCUCCUCAGACAUCUAGCAUGCAGAAUUUGAGCGGCGCUGCUGAAGCCAAUGCCUAGAGAGAACACACACAUACGCGCACAAGCGCUAUCCAAGCCAACUCUGGACUGGUGGCUGUCUUUGACCUUCAGGACAAGUGCUCAAAGGGCAAUGCCUCUCCAUAAUCACCAUUAAUUUAAUACUGAGGGAAAAAAGGACCACAGAGUCUGUGACACUGAGCUGGCCAGGUGGAUUCUGUGAAAGCUGUGUGGAAAUUCAAUUUAUUUAUUGAUUUUUUUUAAUUAAAUCAGGAUCAUACCGGGUGUCCAAAUGUUUGUGUCUCGUGGUCUGGGCUUCCACAGGUCAGAGACCUCAAUAAAUUGUCCACGCUUUCGUAGAAUUCCCAUCCGGCCGCUGAGUGCCGUGUCGGGCACCUGAGAGGACGCCCGUGCCAAGUCCGUAAGCGGCCCCCAUAGACGUUCCAUGCCUUUACGCAAAGCAGAGGCAGCUGUAUGUCAUUUUCCGGGAUGAAGGCCUCCCCAACGUAGCUAUUAGGGAUGCGUGGUCAGAGAGGUGCGGUGGGUACUCUGUGCCACUUGCACUCGACUCUUUUAUAUAUAUAUUUUCAGUGCACUUUUUAAAGUAGGAUCUCUUGAAGACAUGAAGUGUUUUUUCUUCUGUCAAACAUCCUUGCUUGAGAAGCUCAUACUAAAUAAAUGUAAUGAAACUCGUGUCGCAAAGUGCACUGCUGUUCUCAUGGUUAAGGCGGCCGCAGAAUUUUAUUUCAUUUUUAGUUGUGUACUACUGAAUUUUUGAUAUUUUUUUAAUUCUGUCUAAUGCUGGAAAAUGCAGUCUUUUUUUAGUAUAGGUGCCACAAGCAACCUUUUUAUUUGUGUAAAUGUGUAUUAAAUCAGAUGGGUAUUUUUGUAAAAAAAAAAAAGGAAAAUAAUAAAGUGAGCGAUUAGUAAAUUGUGUUUAGUUGCAUGAGCCAUUUGAACCGUUGGGAGUAAGUCUGUAGCCUGUAAUCCUAGUGAAUAGUGCAGAACAGGCAGGUUCAAUCAGUGUAAGACUUGAAUGUACAGAAGGGGGCGCUGUUGCUUUCUUCUAAUUAGCAACACGGUAGCCUUUUCAAUGGACAUGUUCCCUGUUAUUUGGCCCAGUCGUUCUUAAUCUUGCACAAUAAAGUUCUAUUUAAAAGGUGA
Molecule: messenger RNA, 4906 nt
Organism: Paramormyrops kingsleyae
Lineage: Eukaryota; Metazoa; Chordata; Actinopteri; Osteoglossiformes; Mormyridae
Gene: c2cd5
Product: C2 calcium dependent domain containing 5
Biological process (GO): positive regulation of protein targeting to membrane; positive regulation of vesicle fusion; intracellular protein transmembrane transport
Cellular component (GO): plasma membrane
Molecular function (GO): calcium ion binding; calcium-dependent phospholipid binding
Source: RefSeq, a predicted model, not a curated record